Messenger RNA from Salpingoeca rosetta, 833 nucleotides. RefSeq lists its product as uncharacterized. The record is from RefSeq and is a predicted model, not a curated record. The coding region runs from base 1 to 621 and encodes 206 amino acids. NCBI's taxonomy places the organism in Eukaryota, Choanoflagellata, Craspedida, Salpingoecidae. The transcript is spliced from 5 exons.
AUGUGCUGGCUGCUUGCUGCUGGCGGCGCUGGUCACGGCAAGUCGGAGGUGGUGGCGGGCCCGACGGUGCUCAUGCUGCAGCACGAUGGCGCCUCCUCCAUCCACGACACCUUCCACCUCACUGGCAAAGGCAAGAGCUGGAAGCACUUCAACAACACGGGUGUGCUCUACAACUUUGCCGUGACCAACGGCGCCCCGAAACCGCCUGCUGGCAUGUGGCCUGUCAAGGAAUCGGCAAACUGGUCCCUUUACGCCGGGCCAUCUGAUGUCAUCGUCAUCACACACAAGGGCAAAGGCAUUGGCCUGCUGGCGGUGUUUGACCGAAACAACUGCAGCUCAUCGCUCUUGGACGAGCUGAUCAAGGUCAACGGCGGCGAGCUCUCGUCCAAGGACCGCAUCGAGGUACCACACGGGGUCAAGUGCAUGGCGCAGCGCAAGGGCGUGCGCUCCUUCUCGUACGACGUCACCCAGGGCCACGGCGCCUGGGUCAUCACAGAGGUGAACGACCAGCCGACCAACACCGACUUUUCCACGUGGCCAUUGAUCGACAUUGAAGGGCGCUGGUUCCCGCAGCAGCCGGAGCCACACCACCUCAAGGCCCUCUGGGCAGACAACCAGUAGUGUAACAUCCUCACAUGGUGUGCUGCGUCUUUGCAGGGUUCGCUCGUUGGGGUGGGUGCUUCCUUCUUGGGUCUCUGUGUCCCAGUGUUAUCCUUUGUUGUGUUGGUAUUUCAUCAACACACGGCACGUUGCAUCCCCCCCCCUCUCCACCUCCUCUGUCUUCCCAGCGUCAGUAAAAUACCCUUCGAGAACAAUCUCGUGGCGUUGACCGC